Molecule: messenger RNA, 681 nt
Organism: Pectinophora gossypiella (pink bollworm)
Lineage: Eukaryota; Metazoa; Arthropoda; Insecta; Lepidoptera; Gelechiidae
Product: probable cytochrome P450 313a4
Exons: 4
Coding region: 1-681 (226 amino acids)
Molecular function (GO): heme binding; monooxygenase activity; oxidoreductase activity, acting on paired donors, with incorporation or reduction of molecular oxygen
Source: RefSeq, a predicted model, not a curated record
AUGUUGAUUGAGUCUUCGGAAGAAGAAGGAGGAUAUACUGAUAAGGAAUUGUCGGAUGAGAUGAUGGUCUUGAUGUUAGGGGGCACAGAUACUUCAGCUAAUGCUGCAGCUUUUACCUUAAUCAUGUUGUCCAGAUACCCUGCAAUUCAGCAAAAAGUCUUUGAAGAGCUGAAAAAAGUAUUUGACGAUGAUUCCAAAAGGCCAAUAGUGCCAGAAGACUUGCUACAAUUGAAGUACUUGGACAUAGUUCUUAAAGAAACAUUGAGACUUUUCCCCCCAGCUCCUCUACUAAUGAGAAAAGUAACUGAAGAUAUCACAUUACCAUCAGGAGUGACUGUGCCCAAGGGCUGUAGCAUUUUGACCAACAUCUGGGCAGUGCAUCGCAACCCUACCUACUGGGGCGAGGAUGUGGAGCAGUUCCGACCAGAACGGUUCCUGGAUACACCGUUUAAGCACCCAGCUCAGUUCAUGCCAUUCAGCUUCGGACCAAGGAAUUGUCCAGGAUACACGUAUGCGAUGAUGUCGAUGAAGACGUUUCUAGCGAUGACCCUGAGGGAGUUCCGCGUGCUACCAGCCACGCCACCAGAUGAAUUCAACCAGUACCCACCACUUCGACUCACCUUUGAGCUUCUGCUGAAGGACGCCGAUGACUUCAAGAUUUGCCUGGAGCCUCGACACUGA